Uloborus diversus is the source of this 1115-nucleotide messenger RNA. Its product is annotated as amine sulfotransferase-like. Bases 63 to 1019 code for a protein of 318 amino acids. Gene Ontology annotation, cellular component: cytoplasm. The record is from RefSeq and is a predicted model, not a curated record. Gene Ontology annotation, molecular function: sulfotransferase activity. Gene Ontology annotation, biological process: sulfation. Lineage: Eukaryota; Metazoa; Arthropoda; Arachnida; Araneae; Uloboridae. The transcript has 4 exons.
CUUUCAUUCUUUGAUUGUAUGUUACAUCACCAGUUGACAGUGCUGAACUAAAGGCAUUGAAAAUGGCAGAAACUCCAUCAGACAUGCCACAUUCUCAAAUCGUGGAAGGUUUGCGGAUCCCCACACUGUUUUCGGCUGAUGCCUUUCGCUCAGGCAUGCGUUACAAACCCCGCAAAGAUGACGUCAUCAUCGCCACCUUCCCAAAGUGCGGAACCACUUGGACUCAGCACGUGGUCGACCUUAUUUUUCGGCAUGGCGAAAAACCGGCUUCUUCAAUAGACGCCAUCAUGACACCUUUCCUGGACGCUGCUGGUGCCGAAGGGGCCGAGAAUGUGCCACGACCUGGGUCUUUGAAGUGCCACUACCCCUUCCACAUGGUUCCAUGGUCAGAUGACGCUAAGUACAUUUACGUCACCAGGAACCCUAAAGAUGCCUGCGUCUCUUUCUAUCAUCACAUGAAGAACAUUUCUGGAAUUGGAGUUUCUGAAAGUUUCGACUCUUUCUUCGACCGUUUCAUUGCUGGAAAUGUUGACUACGGAGAUUAUUUUGAUCAUCUCCUCGGGUGGUAUAAGCACAGGAACGAUCCGAACGUGCUUUUUAUGACGUACGAAGAGAUGAAAAAAGACAUUAAAGCAGCAAUUUUAAAAAUUGCUUCUUUUAUGGAUGAUAAAUUAUACGCCGAGCCGUUACGCAGUGAUCCGGAAAAACUCGAAAAUAUUGUUAAGUAUAGUAGUGUAAAGCAUAUGAAAGAAUCGGUGAAUAAGGCAAUGGAGGACAUGUUUAACACUCCAAAGGAAGAAGCCCUGAAAUCUAAUAUGCCAGAACCAAUGAAAAAGCUGAUAGCCACUCGAAACACGAGCGAGAAACAUAAUCCUAAUACAGGUAACUUCGUUCGUAAAGGAAUUGUGGGCGAUUGGCGCAACCACUUUUCCGAAGAACAAAGUAAACGCAUGGAUGAAAAAUUCGCUGAAAGAACAAAAGGCACUGAGAUUGCAAAUUGGUGGAAGGAAUAUAUGUAAGUCAGGCAUUCAAUAAAAGUAAUACUGAGUGAAAUUAACUAUCUUCAAUCAACAAAAUUCUCCAUAUUUUUUCUAAAAAUAAAAAUACAAACUUUU